Messenger RNA from Aaosphaeria arxii CBS 175.79, 1170 nucleotides. RefSeq lists its product as uncharacterized. Lineage: Eukaryota; Fungi; Ascomycota; Dothideomycetes; Pleosporales. Bases 1 to 1170 code for a protein of 389 amino acids. The transcript is spliced from 2 exons. The record is from RefSeq and is a predicted model, not a curated record.
AUGGAUUCGGCAAUUGUCUUAGAUGAUGACCUUGCACAAGCCUUCACGCAUCGCUCGGAACAGGACCUGUUUCUCGCCUCUGAUAUCAAUAGCCUUGAUCUGGAGGAGAAUAUUCUUAACACUUCUGAAUCAAUUGAACAGAGCAAUUGGUACACGUCACAAUCGGACUUCUUUAUAGCGUCGUCGGAAUCAGCUGCGUCAUCGACCUCAAACCACCAACGGAGACGUCGAAGGAAAAAGUUAGCACCAUACAAGACCCGUAGAGCGAAUCCGGAGAAAAGAAGAUAUCAAUGCACAUUCUGUACAGAUGUCUUCAAGACAAAGCACGACUGGCAGCGGCACGAAAGGUCGCUUCACCUGAGUCUCGACGAGUGGCGUUGUUCUCGAUUUGGCCCUGUGUUUCUAGAUAUUGAUGGGACUUAUUGUUGUGUCUUCUGCGGCGACCAGAGCCCAACGGACGCCCACCUCGAAAGACACAGUUAUUCAAGCUGUGCUGCAAGACCUGUGGCAGAUCGUGUCUUCUUCCGCAAAGACCACCUACUCCAACACUUGCGCGCGGUGCAUAAUGGCUGUAAAUUCAACGACCGCAUGAUGAAUUGGAUCAGCACGAUAGAUACCGUGCAUUCCAGGUGUGGUUUCUGCGACCUACAGAUGACGACGUGGGCCGAGAGGGAAAAGCACCUGGCCGAACACUUCAAGAGCGGAUCGGACAUGAAGGACUGGACUGGCGAUCGCGGGUUCGAUGCCACGAUAGAGAAUCUCGUGCGGGACGACAUUCCGCCUUACAUGAUCGCCCAACAGCGUGAGACGAUGGAUCCUUUCUCGGCUUCACGAUCAUAUCACUGCAUUGGCCAGAAAAUUACGGAUGUAGCUGACCAAGAAAGCCCGGCGCUCAGUUCAGAUCUGGCUCAUAAUGUUCACUCGCAUCGUCAUAUCGAGCAUCUGCUGCUCGCACACGUCUCACGAGAGAUCUGUCAAGGCCGCGUCCCGUCGGACUCCCAGAUACGGAAGCAGAUGGGGAUUUUGAUGUAUGGACCUGAUCACGACGACUGGGAACAGACGUGGGCAGAUAACGAACAGUGGCUCACGCAAUUCAGGAAGAAGGCCGGCUUGAUUAGCUUGCCUUUGAGCGACGGAAGGAACGCCUUUGUUGGAUAUGACACUUCGUAG